Molecule: messenger RNA, 261 nt
Organism: Monoraphidium neglectum
Lineage: Eukaryota; Viridiplantae; Chlorophyta; Chlorophyceae; Sphaeropleales; Selenastraceae
Exons: 2
Coding region: 1-261 (86 amino acids)
Source: RefSeq, a predicted model, not a curated record
AUGAUCCGCGCCGUGGUGCCUGUGGCGACGCGUUCCUUCGGCCUGCGGGGCUUCGCGGCAGCAGCCACUCAGGCCACCGCGGCGCCCGCGAUGCGCGCCGUCCCCGACGCGGCCGGGCCGCCCGCGGCGCCCGCCGCGCCCAAGCCCAAGCCGGUCAAGCCCGCGGCGCCCAAGGCCGUCGAGCCCCCCUGCCAGAAUUACGCCAACCAGGACGAGGGCGGCGUGCAGCGCUCGGGCGUGCUGCAGCGGCUGUUCCACUGA